Messenger RNA from Vigna umbellata (rice bean), 827 nucleotides. RefSeq lists its product as uncharacterized. NCBI's taxonomy places the organism in Eukaryota, Viridiplantae, Streptophyta, Magnoliopsida, Fabales, Fabaceae. Gene Ontology annotation, cellular component: precatalytic spliceosome; U2 snRNP. Gene Ontology annotation, biological process: mRNA splicing, via spliceosome. The record is from RefSeq and is a predicted model, not a curated record.
AUCACAGAACCACCUCGUCUCCUUCGUAAAUCUCCAUCGCCUUCACAGAUCUGAUUUUUCCUCUUCCAGCCUCGAGUUCCUAAGCCCUCGAACAUCUAUUUCUAGGUUUUCCACCAUCUUUCACCGAUUGUAUUCCAUUUUCACCGAUUAAACAUCACUUUCCACCGAUUGAACCUGUUUCCCUCCGUUCAUUCCUCUUUUCCACCGUUUAAAACCUUUGUUCCACCGAUUAAUCGGUCAAGAUAGUGUCUCUGCAUCAUUCUAGGGUUUCCUCAGGCGCUUCCACCAAGAACCCUCUCAUCCCAGUAUCUAUCCUUAAGCAUUGGGAGAGUAAUUUGGUUCAUAGCAACUCCAUUCAACCCACUAAUCACACACCAUGCAGGCCAGUGAUAGGUUUAACAUCAACUCUCAGCUCGAGCAUCUCCAAGCCAAAUAUGUUGGAACUGGUCAUGCCGAUUUGAACAGAUUUGAAUGGGCAGUGAACAUUCAACGUGAUAGCUAUGCAUCAUACAUUGGCCACUACCCUUUACUGGCAUACUUUGGUAUUGCUGAAAAUGAAUCUAUCGGAAGGGAACGCUAUAGCUUUAUGCAGAAAAUGCUCCUGCCUUGUGGUUUGCCUCCCGAAAGAGAAGAGGAUUAAUCACACAGUACAAUUUAUAUAGCCUUUGACAUUUUAUUGUGCUGUGUUAUCUGAUGGAGGAAACAGAUAGUUUUUUUGUGACCUUGAUUACAUAUUAGUGAUCUGUCUUUAGCUUGUGGAUGCUUAGUAAGUUGUUAUGGAGCUUGGAAAAAUUUUCAAGAUAUGUCAAGUUUAUAUUUUUGAAUCU